AAAAAAAAAAAAACAUGAUGAUUACAAAUCCACCACUUCCUGUUUGGUGCUUUUGCUCAACAUUUACAUUAUAUAGAUCAGGUUAAAAAUUAUCUUAGGAUGAGUUGUAAUAGUUAGGACGUUCUUCUUAAUCUAAUAUAGGUCCUCUUUUCCGAAAAAAAAAAGGUUAAAAAGUGUAUUCAAUCCAGGCAUGUAUAAAAAAUAUAACUAAUUUAACUUCUUUUCUUUUCUAAAGCAAAUUCUCUGUAUACAGUACAUAUAUAAGUAGCGUAGAUAUACGAGGAUUAUAAUCACAAGAUUGAGGAUUCAAAUUGGGUCACAUGGAAACCUGAUUUUUGUUUGAUUAGAGUCAUGUUGGUAAUCCCACCAAAAGCAAGAAUUGUCUUUCAACUUUAACCCAAAAUUUGAAUACACAAAACCAUUGAUGAGAGAUAUAAAAUAUACUCUGUAAUGUGUGUGUAUGUGUAAAAAUACACCAACAGGAAUCAUGUCUGUCAGCCAAAGCGAAAAAGAGAGUAUGCAAUAAAGAAACAAAAGUGGGCAAAAGAAAGAAAAACAAAUCAAAAGAAAUCCGUAUUGCCAACCCAUCCCCCAUUGAUCUAAAAAUCCUUUCAGCUGACGAAGAAAAAAUUUGAAGAGAAAAACUGAAGGGGGGUUCCUCAUUUUCUGCUCUCAAAUGAGCCACUUUGAUGCUCUGUCUCUGUUCUUUCUUCUUCACCUAUCUUCUUCACCAACCUAGUAGUAUUAUUACCAUAUUUUCUGCUGGUGUUUUUGUUCAUGCAAGAUCCGAAGAACCCAUCACACCCGAGGAAGCCCUGGUAUCAAAGAGCAAUGCAGAUGGCCGCAGUAUGGAAAGUUAGCAUUACAACCACAACAACAACAACAACAAAAACUACAGAUGACAUUCCUUCAACCAAUGCCAGUUUAUGGAAAACAAUCUCAAGAUCAACCGAAAUCUCACAUUCGAGUUCCAACAGGCACAACAAGCUAAGGAAAUGCACCUCUCUAAAGGUAGCCUCAUCAUUUACAAGAGUUUGUUUGUGCGCACCAAUUUCUUCCUACAAUGAAAUCUUUCAAGCUGAUGUUCCUCCUAGAAGAAGCAACAGCUAUCCAAGGUCGAAACCGGUAGUACCAAGUACACAACAAGAGAUUAGAACUCCUAGUGGAAGAAUUAGUGUGGAAGGCAGGAAGAUUUUUCGCGGGAAAUCGCUAACGGAUGAUGUGUUGAUGAGGAGAUUUGUGAUUGAAGAAGAAGCUAUGAUGCAGCUUAGAAGAAGGAAUGAAAUGGAGAUUAUUAGAAGGAGAAGUGCCAUGAGAAGAAGGAAAAUUGGCCCUAGUCCUCUAAGUAAAAUGGUAUUGGCUGAGGAAGAAUACUGAAGAUUAAGAAAUUAUUAGUAAGAUUCUUCAUGCAACAUUAAUCACUAAAUAUCUUCCAGCUUAUUAGAAUUUGCAAUUUCUUUUCUUUUUAUUUUAGAAUUGCAAUAUCCUUAUCCUUUUUCUUUGUAUAUUUUUUUUUUCUUUUUUUGUAUAUGUUAAUCUUUUUCUUCAACUUUUUUUUUUUUUUGGCAUUGCAAUUGUGGAAUAUAAGGUUGUGAGUUUUUCUUUC
Molecule: messenger RNA, 1606 nt
Organism: Oldenlandia corymbosa var. corymbosa
Lineage: Eukaryota; Viridiplantae; Streptophyta; Magnoliopsida; Gentianales; Rubiaceae
Source: the annotation of a GenBank genome assembly